This is a messenger RNA of Drosophila kikkawai, 2952 nucleotides long. It is a transcript of the gene twin, whose product is annotated as CCR4-NOT transcription complex subunit 6-like twin. NCBI's taxonomy places the organism in Eukaryota, Metazoa, Arthropoda, Insecta, Diptera, Drosophilidae. Gene Ontology annotation, molecular function: poly(A)-specific ribonuclease activity; protein binding. Gene Ontology annotation, biological process: nuclear-transcribed mRNA poly(A) tail shortening. Gene Ontology annotation, cellular component: CCR4-NOT complex; nucleus; cytoplasm. The record is from RefSeq and is a predicted model, not a curated record.
GGAUAUACCUGGCAAUUUAUUUCAAAAUCAAGCCACAGCAGAGAUUCCCAAAUAGCACCGAAUUCGGCUGUAAAUUACUCAGCACCCGUGAUACGCAUCCACUGAUAAACCGAGUGGCAACUCCGCGGCCCACCAUGUAUACAAAAACAAGAAACAACGAUGAAAACGAGUCGCGCGAUAAAUAAAUGGAAAGCGGAGCGGAGAGGCGCAGCAGAAGAAAGAGCGCCCCAAAACGAGUAGGGGAAUAGCAGGAGAAUCGUUCUGUUUCGACAAACAGACACAGAAAACAAAAAGGCCCCGAAAACAAAACGGCGUUAGAAAAUCCCAAAAAUUUGCAGUGUGUCGGACAGUCGGCUUCACUACAACAAAACGCAUUGGUCAAUAACGAUUGCGGAUUACCUUUAUUUUCUCGAAAUUAUUGAGUAAUUUACGUGCAGAUAGCAGAGAGAGAGACAGAGCGCGUGAAGGAGGAGAGGCGGCAAGUUAAUUUGAAUCUGAGUGCGGUGACUUCCUGCCAAAAGUGAACUGAGCUGAUCGGAACUGACUCCCAGGGUUAAGCUCAGCCAGAGACGCUUAUCAUCAGGCGGUUAUUAUGAAAGGCAAUCACUAUAAGAUGUCUCGUAACAAAGACAAAUACGACAGCGCCAAUCGGAGACAGCAGAUCUUUCUGUCGCAGGAGGACAUAGCCGCUGGAAAGAAGACGAAUUGGAGCGGUCUGGAGAUUACUGGCUGCGUACGGAACAUUAGUCCGUCGUUGUGGGAGUUCGAGCACCUGACCGCGCUUUAUCUAAACGACAACCAGCUGUUACGAUUGCCCGCCGAUGUGGGUAUGCUCAUCAGCCUAAGGACCUUGGAUCUGUCCGGCAAUAAGCUGAGGAGCCUUCCCGCCGAGCUUGGCGAACUCAUCCAGCUUCGGGAACUGCUGCUGAACAACAACUUUCUGCGCGUGCUGCCUUACGAGAUCGGCAAGCUGUUCCACCUCGUCAUACUGGGACUCAUGGGCAAUCCGCUGCAAAAGGAGUUCAUGAACAUCUACAACGAGCCGAAUGGCACGCAAAAACUGCUCACUUACAUGCUGGACAACUUGUCAUUUACCGUCAAUCCACCGCCCCAGAGGCCCUGGCUGCCACUGGCCAAGCCCAACAAAACGCGACCAGCCUGCAUUUUUACGGUUAUGUGCUAUAAUGUACUCUGCGACAAGUACGCGACGCGACAGAUGUACGGAUACUGUCCAUCGUGGGCGCUGUGCUGGGAGUAUCGGAAAAAGUCCAUCAUCGACGAGAUUCGCCACUACGCGGCGGACAUCAUUAGUCUGCAGGAGAUCGAGACGGAACAGUUCUAUCACUUUUUCCUGCCGGAGCUCAAGAACGAUGGAUAUGAGGGCAUUUUCUCGCCCAAGUCGCGAGCCAAGACCAUGUCUGAGGUGGAGCGGAAGUAUGUCGACGGCUGUGCGAUAUUCUUCAGGGCGUCAAAGUUCACGCUGAUCAAAGAGCACCUGAUCGAGUUUAACCAGCUGGCGAUGGCCAAUGCCGAGGGCUCCGACAACAUGCUGAACCGCGUGAUGCCCAAGGACAACAUAGGCCUGGCUGCCUUGCUGAAGGUGAAGGAGAACGCCUGGGAACCGAUGUCCGAGGUGACGCAGAUCUCGCAGCCGCUGCUCGUAUGCACGGCGCAUAUUCACUGGGACCCCGAGUUCUGUGACGUCAAGCUCAUCCAGACGAUGAUGCUGAGCAAUGAGCUGAAGACGAUCAUCGACGAGGCGAGCCACAGCUUCCGGCCCGGGCACAAGAACGACUCGAAUGCCGUCCAGCUGCUGUUGUGCGGCGACUUCAACUCGCUGCCUGACUCGGGCGUGGUUGAGUUCCUCGGCAAGGGCCGCGUUUCCAUGGACCACUUGGACUUUAAGGACAUGGGCUACAAGUCCUGCCUGCAGCGGUUGCUCUCGAACGACACCAACGAGUUCACGCACUCGUUCAAGCUGGCCUCCGCCUACAGCGAGGACAUCAUGCCGCACACCAACUACACGUUCGACUUUAAGGGCAUCAUCGACUACAUCUUCUAUACGAAGACGGGCAUGGUGCCGCUGGGCCUGCUUGGACCCGUCUCCAACGACUGGCUGCGCGAAAACAAGGUGGUGGGCUGCCCCCAUCCGCACAUACCCUCUGAUCACUUCCCACUCCUCGUCGAGCUGGAGCUGAUGCAUACGGCCAGCCAGCAGGCGCCCCCCAACGGGCUGAUCAAUCGCCGGUAGCAAUAGAAUCGGCGCGGCAGACCCACUACCAGCAACAGUACCACCAGCACCACCACCCUGAUGACGACGACGACGACGACGGCGCCGGCGUCCGCUCGGACACCGGUCGCCAGCGGUGGGGGGAGCGGCGGCAGUGGGCCUGGAACUGGGAGCGGGAGUGGGAGUGGAAGCGGAAGCGGCGGCAGCAUAGGAGGCCUCAUGAUACCGGGCGGCUACAGGGGACGCAGCUGCAGCAAUAGCGGAAGCCAGCGUCUGGCUGCCGCACUCGGACCGGCGAGAAAGACGGCCAAUCCUACCCAGUCGCCGGCGGACAAACAGGCAGCCGCAACGCAUCCCUCUCCCAACUGACGUGGCGCUCUGCUCGCAUCAAGAUUCAGUUUUAGAGUUAGAUACGAUUUCGAACCCCCACCCACGGCCCCCCCGAGACCAUUUACCAAGCAAAACAUCCCAAACAACCAUUGUCCCCCUCAGAACCCUAAGUUAUAAGCUGACGACGUUGUGGAGGCUUCGCUGCUUUGUGCGCUGGAUCGCAAAGUGCGUACACCGAUGCAACCACCAUUCAUUCGCUAGGAUCGUAAUCGUAAUAGGAAGGAAUAUAUCAUUUACUUGCUGCACUCAUUCUUCCGCGCUUCUUCUCAUUUUAAUUUUAUCAACUUUACGUUUUCAUCGAAUAAUAAAUCCGUACAUAUACCUAUGAUCUA